Molecule: messenger RNA, 789 nt
Organism: Spirodela intermedia
Lineage: Eukaryota; Viridiplantae; Streptophyta; Magnoliopsida; Alismatales; Araceae
Source: the annotation of a GenBank genome assembly
AUGGGUGGAAGCUCCCCGUGCGCCUCCUGUAAGCUCCUGCGGCGUCGCUGCACCAAGGGUUGCAUCUUCGCUCCUUUCUUCCCUGCUGAUGAACCCCACAAGUUCGCGAUAGUUCAUAAGGUCUUCGGCGCCAGCAAUGUCAGCAAGAUGCUGCAGGUAUCUCUCCCUCCAACUCCCUACUUCCCACUUCAUCGCCAAGGCUCUCUCUCUCUCUCUCUCGCUCGCUCUCGCUCUUCUCCAUCUCGGAAACCGAUUUUACAGUUUCCAGUGACAAUCUACGUCAUAUGGAGAUUUCUGGGCUCAUUCACGCAGUCAGAAUCGUUGCGAAACCCUUUCCAAACUGCAUCUGAAGCUAUCUAUCAUCGGUUUCCCUCUCUUCUCGAGCUCCUGUUCUCGCUCAUAUUAUGUAGCCGUGCAUGCACCGGCUGAUCACACUCGGUUAUGCAGGAGAUUCCGUUCCAUCAGAGAGCAGACGCGGCGAGCAGUCUCGUGUACGAAGCGAGCGCGAGGAUGAGGGAUCCCGUCUACGGCUGCGUGGGGGCGAUAUCCUACCUCCAGAACCAGGUCUCGCAGCUGCAGAUGCAGCUUGCCAUAGCCCAGGCGGAGAUCCUCUGCAUGCAGAUGCAGCAAGGGGGGGCCUUGCCCUCCUCCCAACGCCCCAACACGGACGAGAAGCCGUCACCCUUCGCCAAUAAUAGCCACCUCGCGAGCCUCACCCGCCUCAUGAACUUCGCCUCUUCCGGCGCUGUAACUCAGGAGCCCCUCCAGAGGGAGUAUAUCCGAGCAUAG